ACCUUUUAGAAUUGUACUGCUACCCCAAAAUUAGAUCGACCACCUCUCCCAUGUUCCUCGUGUCGUACACAGGCCGGUCGACGCCACCGUUCCAGUCCGCCAUUGGAGGUUCCCUACCUCUGUCCGCCCGCCAUAGCUCCAACCCAGUUGCCUCACACCUGAACAACGGGUUAAUAGCGCGACUCGAGGAGAACCGAAGCAGGUCAAAAAUACAAAAUAACCCAUCAUCCAAUCGUGGCCCAGCAUUGGUUCAACUCUACAAAGGUUGUAAAAGUUGUAAGCCUCUGUGGACUGGGCCAGUCGCUUGGGGUUAAUCUGCUGGAGUUUAUAAUGCAGCCAUGGACACAGCUUCAGAGUAAGCAAAUAUGCUGUAGAUGGCGUCGCGUUCGGAAUGGAAUUUCUUGAAAGUGUUUCUGUAGUUGCAGUCAGCAUACUUGGGCCAUUGUUAUGCUUUGUCCGAGUCAAUAGCUAGUUUCUUCUUGGAAUACUGAAAAACAAAGAUAAACUACAUAGGUGUUAAAGAGAUGGAAUUACGAAUGAAAGUCACUCAAGCGGUUCAUGUCCUAAAUCAUGAUACCCAAUCUUGCAACCGCGUGGCAGCAAAUCAGUGGUUAGUUCAGUUUCAACAGACUGGUGCUGCUUGGGAAGUUGCCACUGCUAUCCUUACCUCCGAUCGAAUUCAACAUCCGCUGUCCUCCUUUGUCCCUGAGUUGGAAGUCGAGUUCUUUGCUGCUCAGAUUCUUAAGCGGAAGAUCCAGAAUGAAGGCUACCUUUUGCAAUUAGGAGUAAAAGAUGCUCUACUAAAUGCUCUUCUUGUGGCUGCCAAAAAGUUUAGUUCAGGCCCUCCUCAGCUUUUAACUCAAAUCUGUCUUGCACUCUCUGCGCUUAUUCUGAGGACGGUAGAGCAUGGGAAACCCAUUGAUCGUCUUUUCUACAGUCUUCAGAAUCUGCAGAGUGUGGACAACGGCAAUUUAGCUGUGUUGGAGAUGCUUACUGUUUUACCUGAAGAAGUUGUUGACAGCCAAAAUGUCGAUUGUAAAAUAAGUUCAUCCUGUCGAAGCCAAUAUGCCCGAGAGCUUCUGUUGCACACUCCUAUGGUUCUUGAGUUCCUACUGCAGCAGUCUGAGAAAGGAUUUGAUUGUGGUACACAGCCACAGGAAAGGAACAGAAAAAUUCUUCGAUGUUUGCUGAGUUGGGUUCGUGUUGGGUGCUUCUCCGAGAUACCUCAGGGUUCACUGCCAACGCAUCCCCUUCUUAAUUUUGUGCUCAAGUCCUUGCAAGAUGCUGCUUCAUUUGAUUUGGCUAUUGAAGUUCUCGUUGAGCUCGUGAGUAGACAUGAGGGGUUACCGCAGGUUCUGCUGUGCAGAGUACAUUUUCUCAAGGAAAUGCUUCUUUUGCCUUCUCUUGGUAGUGGAGAUGAGAAAGUAAUCGGUGGUCUUGCAUGCUUGUUCUCAGAAGUUGGGCAAGCAGCACCAUCCUUGAUUGUAGAAGCCAAUGCUGAAGCUCUCGCAUUAGCUGAUGCACUCUUGAGUUGUGUGGCUUUUCCAAGUGAAGACUGGGAGAUUGCUGACUCUACAUUGCAAUUUUGGUCUUCUCUUGCGAGUUAUAUUCUUGGCCUUGAUGAGAACAAUUCGGGAAAUAGGAAACAUGUGGAAGAUGUAUUUUUAUCUAUCUUUUCAGCACUGCUUGAUGGGCUUCUAUUACGUGCUCAGGUGGUUGAAUCUGCUUUCAAUGAGGAAAGAGGAAUGCUAGAUCUACCUGAUGGUCUUAUCCAUUUUAGAAUGAAUAUCGUUGAGCUUCUGGUGGAUAUUUGUCAAAUUUUAAGGUCUUCGAGAUUUAUGGAAAAGUUUUUGAAGCUUUGCAGUUGUAGUUUGGUUGGUUGGUUGAUGAAGAUUUCAAAGUUUCUUAUUAGCUUGUGGGUUGGCAUUAUGGUGGCUUAUUAUUAUUGGAGAUGUUUUGAAGAUAGCAUUGAGCUUUUCUUCAGUGGUUGGACCAAUGGUAAUGUACCAAUUCCUUGGAGGGAAGUGGAGGGCAAAUUGUUUGCUCUGAAUGUGGUUGCUGAAGUAGUCCUACAGGAGGGUCAGAGUUUUGAUUUCUCUGUUAUCACGCAACUGGUGACGAUCCUGUCUGCUAGACCUUCAAAUGAGAUUAAAGGCAUAAUGUGCCUUGUUUAUAGAUCCCUGGCAGAAGUUGUUGGGUCUUACUUUAGGUCAAUAUCUGCUUUCCACACCGAUGCCAGACCCUUACUAUUAUUUCUUGCUACCGGGAUCACAGAAUCUGUCUCUUCACAUGCUUGUGCCUUUGCCCUCCGUAAAAUUUGUGAGGAUGCAACUGCUGUAAUCUUUGAACUGCCAAAUUUGGAAAUUUUGAUUUGGAUGGGAGAGAGUCUGGAGAAGUUGCAUUUACCUUUGGAGGACGAGGAAGAAGUAGUGAGUGCUGUAAGUUUGAUACUUGGUUCAGUUCCUAAUAAAGAACUGAAGAGCAACUUGUUGGCUAGACUGCUUUCAUCAAGCUACGAAGCAAUUGAGAAACUAGUUGAUGAAGAUAACGCACUAUCUCUGAGACAGAAUCCAGCUGCUUACACGAAAAUAUUGACCUCUGCUGUGAGGGGCCUGUAUAGGAUGGGAACUGUAUUUAGCCAUCUAGCCACAUCUUUGUCAACUGAGCCUACUCUGGAUGAUCCUAUAUUUUCUUUGUUGAUAGUUUUCUGGCCAAUGCUAGAGAAACUUCUAAGGUGUGAACAUAUGGAGAAUGGUAAUCUCUCUGCAGCAGCUUGUCGUGCUCUAUCUCUAGCCAUCCAGUCUUCAGGUCAACACUUUGUUGCAUUGCUGCCAAAAGUCUUAGAUUGCCUAUCGACAAAUUUCGUUUUGUUCCAUGGUCAUGAAUGUUACAUCAAAACAGCUUCAGUUAUUGUUGAAGAAUAUGGUCAUCAAGAAAAAUUUGGGCAUUUGUUUAUCACCACGUUUGAAAGGUUUACUUAUGCAGCAUCUGUAAUUGCUAUCAAUUCCUCGUAUAUAUGUGACCAAGAACCUGAUCUAGUGGAGGCUUACACAAAUUUUGCAUCAAUCUUUAUCCGAUGCUCUCAUAAGGAAAUAUUAGCUGCAUCUGGUUCUCUUUUGGAGGUUUCAUUCCAGAAAGCUGCUAUAUGUUGCACAGCCAUGCAUCGUGGGGCAGCAUUAGCAGCAAUGUCAUACUUGUCUUGUUUCUUGGAUGUUAGUCUAGCAUCAAUGUUAGAGUUAGCGAGUACAAUUUCUGAGGGACCAUUUGAUUCUAUGGUUAUUCGAGUUAUAUCCCACAGCGGCGAGGGGCUUGUAUCAAACAUUCUAUAUGCUUUGCUUGGUGUUUCAGCAAUGUCACGGGUUCACAAGUGUGCAACUAUUCUGCAACAAUUGGCAGCAAUUUGCAGUAUCAGUGAAAGAACGGAUUUGAAAGCUGUCCUCCGCUGGGAAUCUUUGCAUGGCUGGCUACUAUCAGCGGUACAGGCUCUUCCGCUUGAAUAUUUAAAACCAGGGGAAGUAGAAACCCUUGUACCACUAUGGUUAAAAGCCCUUGGAGAUGCAGCCUCUGACUACCUUGACAGUAAAAGCUGUGAUGAAUUAAAGAAUAAUUAUGGACAUAUGCAAGGGAAGGGUGGAAGAGUUCUGAAGCGUCUAGUUCGCGAAUUUGCUGAUGGUCACCGCAAUAUCCCAAAUGUGACCUGAUUGCUACAUGACAUAUUAUAAUAUCAUUACAGGAGCCCCCGCUCUUAGACUCUUCUGCUAAUGCUCCUUCUGUUGUUGAACAGUGUAUUUGGCAGUUGAAAGUUCAAUAUGUGGCUGGUUUGGAAGCAUUGGUCAAUCUUGGCAAUAUCCUACAUAACUUAUGACCAUUAUCUAUGGCUUUUUUCCCUUUUUUUUGGGUACAGCGCCGUGUUCCAGUUUUGUUAGAUCAUCAAAUGUUAAAAUUUUGUCCAUAUAAUUGAUUCUUUUUUCCUUCCAAGCUCAGGUCAGAUUUUUUGUGGCUAUUGGAGAUGAUAUAGUAAUUACUUCCAUGCUGCUUGGUGGUCGUGCGAUAGCCGUAUAAGCUUGGGUUACUCGUACUUUCUGGGGAUGAAAAGAUGAAAAAGGAACUCAUUAGUCCUUGGUAAGGAAAGCCUUUCAGAAGCUAAAAACUACUUUGCGAAGAUUGGAGGAUUAAAGCGGCAUGUUGGUUAUGGAAAGAGGUGAUCCUGCUUCUAUUUUUUGACUUGUGAAAUCCGGGUUAAAAAGUUGACUUGUACAAGUUUUUUUUUUUCUCUUUUUUUCCUUCUUGAAACAUGUAAUGAAGUAUUUAACAUUGUAGUGUUUUAAAUUUUAAUCCACUUAGGUCGGAGAAUUUUCUUCCGAAAGUCUAGCCAUUGUAAUUGAUUAUUUUAGAGGUCCUGCAAUAAGACCUUUUAUUCUCUUUGGAAAAAGAUGUAAUAUAUGAUUGUGGGAAUUCUAGUUUGCAUUCUGCGGGAUGGUAUAUAUGCAAUGAUGGAAAUUUACAUGUUA
Molecule: messenger RNA, 4511 nt
Organism: Momordica charantia (bitter melon)
Lineage: Eukaryota; Viridiplantae; Streptophyta; Magnoliopsida; Cucurbitales; Cucurbitaceae
Product: ARM repeat superfamily protein
Biological process (GO): protein import into nucleus
Cellular component (GO): cytoplasm
Source: RefSeq, a predicted model, not a curated record